GCCGAGAAUUGCCGAAUCAUCUGUCCUGCCCGGACUGCUGGAAGCGGCCGCAACGCCAUGUUGGCGAAGUCUCUCAUCUCUGUGAGGGAAAAAAAAUGACAAAUAACACACUUGACGACGAGACGAGGUAGAUCGCCGAGAAGAGGUUGAAGAAUCUGUGGCGAUUAUUUAUUUUUUCCACAGAAACGAAACCUAGCCGGAUCCAGCAGGAGGUUCCGGACGGGCCGAGGGGAGGCUAAACCUCCCACCGUCCCCAUGAACAGCACCGCUGAUCCGAACAGCGACUUUCCAUGAUAAAAGAAAAAAGACGAUUGUGUUGCUAUUCGAGCUUUCGUUAUCCCGGUUCGUUAAAAGGGGGGAUUUUGGGGCCUGCUGCUUCCAAGAAUCUGCGAGGCUUUGCUCCAUGUUUGCGAGCUAGACGCUGUUUGUCUCAGUAUUUAAAAGGAGGUAUUGUUUUUUUUUUUUUAUUAUUGUUUUUUUUGCGAUGAGUUUGCCACCGAAAGUGGUUCCCAAACCCGCCGCUGUCGUCGCAGUGAGCGGACCUGGAAGUGGCCCCUCUCCGUCGAGCCAGCUGCGGGCUACCCUGACCUCCGUCUCUCUGCCGCCGGGAGCCCCCACAGUCCCUCAGCCCGGCUCCGUACCGACACCUCAAAUCCCACGGGUUCAGCAAUCACUGGACGAGAGGAUCUUCCCCACACAGCCUGGAGUUACUGCAGUAUACAGCGUACCCAGGCAUGCUGGCCCUCCUUACACUGCUCAUGACAUCACAAAGGGACAUCCUGGCUUGGCGGGCACACCGCCCGGUCAUGCUCACCCCGCAACGCUUUCUCAGGUAUCAUUACCCACAGCUUCCCCAUAUCGCUACCCUAAGGGCUGGGAGACAGGCGGAGGGUCUCCCUACAACCCAGGGCAAAAUGCUGGCUCCGCCCCUUUAGUGUAUUCUGCACAGACGCAGGCAAUGAAUGCACAGCAACAAAGUCGCCCGUUUGCUACGGGCCCUCGACCAACCCACCAUCAGGGAGGAUUCAGGCCCAUCCAGUUUUUCCAGAGAACUCAGAUGCAGGCCGCGAGGCCCACCAUCCCCACAAACACACCCUCUUUACGGCCCGGCUCGCAGAACCCCACGGCGGCCGUGUACCCAACCAACCAACCAAUCAUGAUGACCAUGGCACCCAUGCCUUUCCCUUCCCCACAGGCUGCACAGUACUACAUCCCACAGUGUCCUCUUUUCUUUCAGUAUCGACACAGUACGCCCUACGUGGGACCUCCUCAGCAGUAUUCAGUCCAGCCUCCAGGGUCCGGCACCUUCUAUCCUGGUCCUGGGCCGGGGGAGUACCCUUCCCCGUAUCAUCCCCUCAGGUACCACCCGCCUGUCUCACCCUCUGUCCCCGCUCCCGUCCCCACAGCUGGUCCCCCCUACUAUCCAGGACAGGCUGUGUACCCCCCCUCACCCCCCAUCAUAGUGCCUACACCACAGCAACCUCCACCAGCCAAGCGAGAGAAAAAACCAUCCUCCCAGAUCCGUAUCCGUGACCCCAAUCAGGGCGGUCGGGACAUCACAGAGGAGAUCAUGGCGGGAGGUUCAGGGAGCAGGAAUUCAACGCCUCCCAUCGGCCGGCCCUCCUCUACCCCCACACCCCCACAGUUUUUAUGGCCGCACCCUCAUUAUCCUCACAUUUUCUACCUCAAAUCGCAGCAGCUGAACAGGAGCCAGACUCCAGAGCAGCAGCAGCAGCAGCAGCAGCAGCAGCAGCAGCAGCAGCAGCAACAGCAGCAGCCUCCUCAACCACAGCCGGCCAAUCCUGGAGGCUACACGUUGGAGCCUCCGCAGCUACCACAACCACCGCAGCCCCAGCAGCCACAGCAGCCGCUGACGACUCGGGCCUCAGACACCAAACCAGGGCCAGAUGAAACGCCAAAACUGGAGCCAGUGGUCCAGAAGUCUUCCUCACCUGUGCUCGUGCAGCCUGAAGCUCCUAUGGAGAGACUCGAGGCCAGCGCUGCUGUACCUGAGCCCUCGUCUACUGUGGAACCAGAGCUUCCCUUCACAGCCGUGAUGGCCGCCCCCGUCGCUCUCCCUGUUUCAGUGGCCAAUAAGAGUGAACGUCCCUCAGCAAGGGAGUCCACUUCAUCAGCCUCUUCUCCCUCCCCCUCGCUGGUGGAGCGCAAACCCUCUUUGGUGUCACCUCAGACUCCCAACACAGACAAGCCUCUUUCAGAAGCCCCACGGACUCUGGCCGCCUCGCCUGCUCCAGCUCCCAAGGCUUUGAACGGCCUUGCAGAUUCUGUGACAGAGCUGGACCCUCCAGUCCAUGAGCCUUCUCCUCUGUCCCCAUCUUCACUCCAGCCUCCGGUCUCUGCUCCGGCCUACAGAGAUCCCUCCUCCUCUGAAACUUUGCCCUCUGAAGUGAGGCCAGAGGUGCCCAUUGCUGCUGUGCUCGCUCCUAUGGCACCUGUGUCUGUGGUGCCAGUCACCCUGACCUCAAGCCCUGCCCCUGCUCUGCCUGUCAUGCUCCCCCCUGGCCUUCCGCCUCUAGUGCAGGCCACGACAGAGGCUGACGAGCCGAGCAAGUCCUUAGACACUAAAGACCUCGUCCCCAGAGUGGGAACUGAGGCACUUGGAGGCAUUACUGACAACAAAACAGAGUCCCAACAACAAGCACUCACCAGGAGGAGUCCCACUACAGUAAAUCAGACUGCUUCUGCUAUACCAAAGACCUGGAGGAAACCAAAUGAAGGGAUCUCUGCUGGAGAAGCAUCUCAAAAGGAGGAGGAGGAGGAAGAGCCCAGGCCAGUAGACCUCCCUGCAGGAGAGCAGACCCUGCAGACCGCUCCUCUGAGCAGCAGCCCGGUGCCUCUGCCAUCAUCAGUGUUCACCUCCAGCCCCGUCCCAGCUCCGGCCAGCAGCCCCGAGGCCGACGGAAAGCCUGCCGCCCCGGAGGAGAACGGCGAGGCCGAGAUAGAGCCCAUGAGGAACGGAGCCGGCCACACGUCAGAGACGGAGAGCAGCGACAGCGGAGCCACACCCGGAGACAAGGAGAACUCCACAGGGGCUGCACAGGACAUCGAAGACCUGACUGACCCCGCUGGGAAGCGGCAGUAUAACAGGGACUUCUUGUUGGGCUUCCAGUUCAUGCCCGCCUGCAUACAGAAGCCUGAGGGGCUCCCACCCAUCAGUGACGUGGUGCUGGACAAGAUGAACCAAAACAAGCUGCCGUCUCGAGUGGUGGAUUCCAGAGCGAUCUCCAGAGGACCCGAUUUCACACCUGCCUUUGCAGAUUUUGGCCGGCAGAUAACCGGAGGACGAGGGGCUGCACUGAUUAACAUCGGGGCACGGCGGCCUCCACCCAGGAAGAUCAUCAUGAAUGUGUCGGUGAAUGACGAGAUUCAGCUGAAAAAGUCCGAGAACGCCUGGAAACCUGGAAUGAAGAGGGAGGGUCCUUCAGAGGAUCCUGAGAUACAGAAAACACAGGAUCUCUUCAAGAAGGUUCGCAGCAUCCUGAACAAGCUGACGCCUCAGAAGUUCAACCAGCUGAUGAAGCAGGUGACGGAUCUGACCAUCGACACAGAAGAGAGGCUCAAAGGAGUCAUCGACCUGGUGUUUGAGAAGGCCAUCGACGAGCCUAGCUUCUCUGUGGCCUACGGAAACAUGUGCCGCUGCCUCGCCACGCUCAAAGUGGCCAUGACGGACAAGCCAAACACCACAGUGAACUUUCGCAAGCUGCUGCUAAACCGCUGCCAGAAGGAGUUUGAGAAAGACAAGGUGGACGACGUGGUGUUUGAGAGGAAGCAGAAAGAGCUGGACUCUGCUGCAUCGGCGCCGGAGCGGGACCGGCUUCAAGAAGAGCUGGAAGAGGCCAAGGACAAGGCGCGACGGCGUUCCAUCGGCAACAUCAAAUUCAUCGGGGAGCUGUUUAAACUGAAGAUGCUGACGGAGGCCAUCAUGCACGACUGUGUUGUGAAGCUGCUGAAGAACCAUGAUCAGGAGUCGCUGGAGUGUCUGUGCAGGCUGCUCACCACCAUCGGCAAGGACCUCGACUUUGAGAAAGCCAAGCCUCGGAUGGAUCAGUAUUUCAAUCAGAUGGAAAAAAUCGUCAAGGAGAGGAAGACGUCUUCUCGGAUACGCUUCAUGUUACAGGACAUUAUUGACCUAAGAUUGCACAACUGGGUGUCGAGGAGAGCUGACCAAGGCCCCAAAACCAUCGAGCAGAUCCACAAGGAGGCAAAGAUCGAGGAGCAGGAGGAGCAGAGAAAAGUGCACCAGCAGCUGCUCUCCAAGGACAGCAAGAGACGGCCAGAUCCCCGAGACCAGAGAGACCAGAGAGAUCAAAGAGAGCAGCGUGUGCAGAGAGAAGAGACCUGGAACACUGUGCCCAUGACCAAGAACAGCAGGACCAUCGACCCCACCAAGAUCCCAAAGAUCUCAAAGCCUCAAAUGGACGAGAAGAUCCAGUUGGGCCCUCGGGCUCAGGUCACGUGGGUGAAAGGCAGCAGUGGAGGAGCCAAAGCCAGCGACUCCGAACAAUCACGGACAGCUGGCCUCAAUCGUUACUCUGCGCUGCAACAGACGCCUUCACCUCAACCCUCUACCACUCCUCCCCAGAACCAGGACUUUGACUCCAGGAGAACUCUGGGAAGCACUCGCAGCAGUACAGGGAGGGAACGCAGUGAGAAGCCGUUGAUCUCCGCCCCUCCAUCGUCUCGACCCGGAUCCUUCGUCAGGGGCAGCAGUUCGAAGGAGCUGCUGGAGACUCAGACCCCCGAGGAGCCGCGGAGAGACCGAGGGCGAGAGGGAGCCGAGCCCCGCAGACCGAGUGUCAGCGAGGAUAAGACAGAACCCGAGCGCAUCAGAGUCAGGGAGCCUGUGAAACCUGAGCCAGUGGUUCAGAUCCCUGACAGACCGGCUCUGUCAGAGGAGGAGCUGCAGAGGAAGUCCAAAUCCAUCAUAGACGAGUUCCUGCACAUUAAUGACUACAAGGAAGCCAUUCAGUGUGUGGACGAGCUUCAGUUGGGCUCUCAGCUGCACAUCUUCGUGCACGUCGGGGUGGAGUCGACUCUGGAGCGCAGUCAGAUAACACGGGACCACAUGGGCCAGCUGUUCUUCCAGCUGCUGCAGAAGGGACUCCUGCCCCAAUCCGAGUUCUGCAAAGGGUUUGCAGAAACGCUGGAGCAGGCGGAUGACAUGUCCAUCGACAUUCCCCACAUCUGGCUUUACCUGGCCGAGCUGCUCAGCCCCGUGCUGAGGGAAGGGGGCUUCUCUAUGAGAGAGCUCUUUAGUGAAUUAAGCAAACCUUUGCUUCCUGUGGGAAGAGCUGGGAUCUUAAUUUCUGAACUACUGCACACACUAUGCAAACAAAUGAGCCAUAGGACUGUAGGUUCUCUGUGGAGGGAAUCUGGCCUCAACUGGAGCGACUUACUUCCAGAGGAAGAGGACGUCCAGGCUUUCAUCUCACAAAAGAAGCUCCAGUUCGUCCUGUUGGACAGCUCCAGCUCCGAGGCGUCUCAGUGUAAAACGAUCUUGUCUCCUGAGGAGCUGAGCCAGCAGCUGGAGAGGCUCCUCCUGGAGGACAUGGCCAGUGACGAGCAGAUCUUUGACUGGGUGGAGGUACGAGAAGCAACCCUUGAUGACUCUCAGAUGAGCUCGUCUCCCUUCCUGCGUGCUUUGAUGACAGCUGUGUGUAAGGCAGCAGUGAAAGAUGAUAACACCAACUGUCGAGUGGACACGGCCAUCAUCCAGAGGAGGUUGCCCGUUUUACUGAAGUACCUUAACUCAGACACUGAGCGACAGCUGCAAGCACUUUAUGCACUUCAGGCGCUGAUCGUCGCCCUCGAUCAGCCUCCAAAUCUUCUCCGGAUGUUCUUUGACUGUCUGUAUGACGAGGACGUCAUCUCGGAGGACGCUUUCUACAAGUGGGAGACGAGCAAAGACCCUGCCGAGCAGCAUGGUAAGGGCGUGGCCCUCAAGUCCGUCACGGCCUUCUUCACCUGGCUGCGUGAAGCGGAGGAGGAGUCGGAAGACAAUUGACAAGAGAGGGACACCCGGGAGACUCGGCGUAGAAGAACUGCAUCCUUACAGAACAAAACAAACAAAAAAAACAUUCAGAAUUGGUGUAUGGGCAGGACGACAUGUUUACGGCUGGAAUUUUUUUCUGCGGUACGGUUCUGAAACAUGCCGCCAUUUUGAGUUUGGAUUCCAACGGCGGAAGCACUAAAUACCUGUAUUAUACAUAGAAAAUAUUUUUGUUUUAAAUUUUAACUUACUUUUCUUUUGUUACUUUUUAAGAAGAGACUUAAAGAUACAUAGGUUCUGGACUCUUUAAUUUAUUAUUUUUUUAAGGACUGCAAAUACGAAAGUUAUUUAACGUUUGCAGAGGCUCACAAAUGAGAACGAGACAACAGAAAUAACAAUAUAAUUCAUUAUAAUAACAAAAUAAUAAUUGUGAAAUAAUUAGCCUCCCUGGAUUCCACACUGUUUGGUUUAAAACAGGGUCAAACAAAGUUAUUUUGGGAUGACGGGGGAGCAGAGAUAAAAUAAAAAAAUAAAAAAAAGGAGCAAAGAUGCAAAGAAACUAUUAACGUUGUCCGUGUAUGACGUUUUAAAGUCAAAGGUUUUGUUCUGAUAACAACAAAGUGUUCCCCGCAGUCUUGGCUUGCUCUGCGUUGUUUAUGUACAUACACCUUGUGAGAGGUAGAGGUAUGCAUUCAAGAAGCGAUGCAAGUCAGUGCACAGAACUGUAAAAACAAACGCAGACGAACAAAGCGGAUACAUGAGCAAAAAUGCAACUUUAAAAAGCAAAUGGCCAGGGUCACUGAACAUGAACAUGCUUGUAAUACUUAAGACCUACAGAGCAGAUUAAAGCUUGUAAAUACAUUAAAGACAAAAAAGGUAUUUAAAAA
This is a messenger RNA of Labrus bergylta (ballan wrasse), 6897 nucleotides long. RefSeq names its product eukaryotic translation initiation factor 4 gamma, 3a (gene eif4g3a). Lineage: Eukaryota; Metazoa; Chordata; Actinopteri; Labriformes; Labridae. Gene Ontology annotation, molecular function: translation initiation factor activity; mRNA binding; protein binding. The record is from RefSeq and is a predicted model, not a curated record. Gene Ontology annotation, cellular component: eukaryotic translation initiation factor 4F complex.